GGCACUGAUGGUGUUUGAAAUAAUGGCCUGGUGCUCAUCUGUGGGGUCAUGGUCCAAGGAUAAGUAGGAGGAGAGUUGGCGCCUGGCCUCAGACCGGUAGAGGUCAGCGCGCCAGACUGCCAGGGCACCUCCCUUGACGGCAAGUUUGUUCACCCAGUCGGGGUUGUUGCAGAGCUACCAUUGACAAAGGUAGCUUCUAUCCCAAUAUGCAAUGUAAUGGUCUGUGUUUGUGAUAUAAUGUGUGCAGCAAAACAUAUUAAUGGAUGUACAUUAUUUUAACUAUUGUGUGUAGGAAAGAACUACAGAUGCUGGUUUAAAUCAAAGAUAGACACAAAUGCUGGAGUAACUCAGCGGGACAGGCCGCAACUCUGGAGAGAAGGAAUGGGCAACGUUUCAGGUCGAGACCCUUCUUCAGUUUGACCCAAAAUGUCACCCAUUCCUUCCCUCCAGAGAUGCUGCCUGUCCCGCUGAGUUACUCCAGCAUUUUGUGUCUAUCUUAUUUUAACCAUUGUUCAUCUUAUUAUUUCAAUGUAAAUGCUUUGUUUUAACUUUAAUAUAAAUACAAUUCACAACAAUUUGCACAUCUUGGAUCGGUACCUAACAGGUGAAUGUAUGGACUCCGUCGCCACAUUUUGCGCUACUUCCACAUAUUGCCUAAGCAGCAAAGGGAAUUUAUUAACAUGUCGUCCACAAAAUGCCUAUUAAUUUGCAUGACCUGUACUAAGAGCGCUCUUGUAAAGGAAAUGUUUGAUCUGCUCAGCACGGUCCAUUGAUCCUUUCGCAUGCACUCUGCGUGAGUUGUCCAAUACAAAGGACUGAAAGGUUUUGUUCACAGACGAGGUGUAAGCGACUCCUGCACUCUUAUUCAGACCUUGGUUUAUAUGAAAGAGUCUGCCAUCUCGAGAAAGAAAGAGACGAGGAUGUCUGAAGCAAAUCUUUAAUAGAAGACAGUCUCUCCCAGCAGGAAUAAUUGGCUUCUGUAUGUUACUUUUUCUUUUGCUCUACAGCAGGGUAAUAAAACUAAGGCUUAUCAAGAAGGAACGGGAUCUCAGCUGACAAACAGUAAUAUAGUUAAUACUAUGCGGGAUUACUGAAACAAAUGAAUGGAUAUAUGAGAAGGACAGCAUCUGUGCUGUCAGCUGUGGCAUGUGCAAAUGGAUUUCAUAAGUAGCAGUGAAGAUAUUUAAACGGCUGCUGGAGGGCUUGUGUUUAUUGUAACUCUGACUGCCCAAGUUCCAGGCUGACACUGAAUGGUACUGUAGAGACAUUGUGUGCAGGAUAUUUGAAGUUAAAUUUAUCAUGAGACUGUAUUGGAAAUGUGCAGAGAAAAUGAGAUGUUUCCGGAAGCGUUCAACUAUUCCACUGCUAGCUAUCCUUGCAAUUUGUCUCCUUUUCCUCAAUCUGUUUUUGGAAGAGGACAGAUAUGUAAUGGAAGAAGGACGGAGGCUUUCUAGAGAAAUGACUUCCCAUCAACUUAACUCUGAAAAAUAUGUCCAUACUUUCAAAGAUCUGACUAACUUUUCUGGAGCAAUAAAUGUUACCUAUCGUUAUCUUGCAGGGUUUCCUAUAGCUAGAAAAAAAUAUUUAACAAUAGGACUCUCAUCUGUCAAAAGAAAAAGAGGUAACUACCUACUAGAAACAAUUAAAUCAAUUUUUGACCAAUCCAGCUAUGAAGAGCUGAAUGAAAUUAUAGUUAUUGUGCACUUAGCGGAGUUUGACCUGUCGUGGUGUGAAAAUAUCGUCCAAGGCAUCUCCAGAAAAUUUGCCCACCACGUUAUUUCUGGUCGACUGAUGGUUAUUCAUACUCCUGAGGAGUACUACCCUAGUUUAGACGGCCUCAAAAGGAACUAUAAUGAUGCAGAAGAUCGUGUUAGAUUUAGAUCUAAGCAGAAUGUAGAUUACGCUUUUCUACUUAAUUUUUGUGCUAAUUUAUCAGACUACUAUGUAAUGCUGGAAGAUGAUGUGCACUGCUCUAAAAAUUUCCUAUCUGCCAUUAAAAAAGUAAUUACCUCAAGAGAAGGCUCCUAUUGGGUGACACUAGAGUUCUCCAAGUUGGGAUAUAUAGGAAAGCUCUACCAUUCAUGUGACCUCCCACGACUGGCACAGUUUUUAUUAAUGUUUUAUCAAGAAAUGCCAUGCGACUGGUUACUCAUUCACUUCCAAGGAUUGCUCGUCCAGAAAGAUAUCAUCCGGUUCAAGCCUUCUUUGUUUCAGCACAUGGGCUAUUAUUCUUCCUUCAGAGGGACUGAAAACAAACUUAAAGACGAUGACUUUGAAGAGGACUCCUUUGAUAUCCCUGACAAUCCGCCUGCAACUCUUUGUACAAACAUGAAUGUGUUUGAGCACUAUGAUCCCAGUAAAGCAUACAGCAGCGUAGAGGAAUACUUCUGGGGAAAAUCGACUUCCGCUGGAGAUUACUUUGUUAUUGUACUUGACAAACCUGCUAAAAUUGAUAAACUGAAAAUCCAAACUGGCACGGAUGAUAGACAAAAUGACAUUUUGCAUCACGGAAGGCUGGAGGUGGGCCAACACAUGCUGAUAGUGAGAAAGGAAAAGCAUUGUUCUAGCUACACAACACUGGGGGAAUUUCAACGUGGAAACAUUGAGAUAAAGAAUAUUGGUCACAAGGUCAAAUUUGACAUUCACUGUAUCCGAAUACUGGUAACAGAAAAUCAAAAGGAAUGGCUGAUUAUUAGAAGUAUCAGCAUUUGGACCGGUCAGGCAACCAUUUAGAAGGUUAUCUCAUAAGAAUCGAUAAAAGGCUUUUGUAAAUCAGACUACAAAAUCACGGCAGCUGCUCAAAAGGUAUCAUUGUGUGUACACUGUCAUAAUAAAUGGUUUGGAAUUGAAGCACCUUAUUUCCUAAAAAAAAUCCCAAAAGGUUCAUUAUGAGGAGAGAACUAAGAGUAUACUGGAAUAAUUGUGAAACUUAAAUGUGCGAUUCUCAUGACGAAUUGUUUAAGCAGCUCAUCUAUUUUUCCUAACUGCUAUUUAGUGGAUGUCCUAGACAAGAACAUUAAUUGUCAAGCCCUUGCUAAAGCAGCAGAGAGAAGGUCUGGACAAAUUAUCAAGAAUUAGUGGUGUUCCACAGUAUAAAUUCAAACAUUUAAGUUGAUCUAUUUCUUCUGCUAUUUUAAAUUUCCCAAAAGUGGGUAUGUGAUUAAAAUUAACAUAAUUUAUUCUGAGGAACAGUUUAUAUUCUGCAGCAUUAUUUUGUCAUCUGGUUAAAUCUUAUUUUCACUCUAUAUGUGUAACAGAAUGUCGAUCUUGUGCAAAUUAAGUAUCAGACUGUUUAAAUUAUUUUCUACAGCAAUUGAAAUUUUAUUGAUGAGAUAUUCAUUCUGAAAGUCAAUUUCACAAUUAAGAUUAUCAAUAUAGUGGAUCAUUUCUUGUUGGUUUCUUUAUAUGAACAAAAUGGAUGCUCUUUAACAAUGUCACAUUUCGAUAAGCAGUAAUUCACUGUGCUUUAUCUACUAAGACAAAAUUAUUGUCUUUCUACUCAAUAUAAAAAAUAUAGUAAUUUAAAGUCAAGAAUAAUUUAAAAAAAUGAAAACCGACUGUCCAGUACAAAAGAUUUUGGAUUAUCUUGAAGGGAAUUUGAAAGUGAAAAUUUGUAAAAGUAUAUUUAUUUUUGUACGUCAUCAAUGUAAUGUAAAUCAUUUAGAAAAAGUUCAAUUUUGAUUAUUUUUUAAGAUUACUCAGUCAUUGUGAGUUUGCAGCUGUAAAGACAGAACAAAAAAAAAUCAUUUAUUUCUAUUGCCAAUAAGUAACCCCUAUAAGGGAUUCUAUUUGUUUUAGGUCAUCGACGCAUGCGAAUGGGAUGUAAUAGCUGGUAUAUUGAUGAUCAAAUAUUCCAUAUCGAAAACUCAGAAUGUCAUCCUAAUGUUACAAUUGGUAAUUCUGGUGCCACAACUCCAUACCUAUGUGUCCAUUACAUGGUCUCCCUUAAUCUAUGAAGAUAGUGGUGCUGCAGUAAAAGUCACACAUUAUUCAAUAACUACAUGCAAGUUAAAA
Messenger RNA from Leucoraja erinaceus (little skate), 4014 nucleotides. RefSeq names its product mgat4 family member C (gene mgat4c). Bases 1300 to 2733 code for a protein of 477 amino acids. NCBI's taxonomy places the organism in Eukaryota, Metazoa, Chordata, Chondrichthyes, Rajiformes, Rajidae. The record is from RefSeq and is a predicted model, not a curated record. Gene Ontology annotation, biological process: protein N-linked glycosylation. Gene Ontology annotation, molecular function: acetylglucosaminyltransferase activity. The transcript has 4 exons.